This is a messenger RNA of Plenodomus lingam JN3, 414 nucleotides long. The record is from RefSeq and is a predicted model, not a curated record. NCBI's taxonomy places the organism in Eukaryota, Fungi, Ascomycota, Dothideomycetes, Pleosporales, Leptosphaeriaceae.
AUGGACUGCCGCCUCUUUUCCCUGGCCCACCAAAGAUACGACCUGUACAUACCACCGCUCUCUGCUAGUUCACUCGACAUUCCCCACUCGGCGCCCUCCCCACGCACAGCCGUUCGCUGCCCACGGCCUCGAGAGGGCACACGCCUUCCUCAGCAGCCUCUCCCCUCCCUCCUCUCUCCUCCCCCAAAGACUCUUGUCCUUGACCACUGCCCUUUCUCUCUCUCCCUUGCAGAGGAGAACGACGUGGCCAACCCGCCGCCCGCCUACGAUACGUCCGGACGGCUGCCCGAUAAUGUCACGGCCAAGCACAUGCACUGCCUGCCUGUCCGUCGCUCCGGUCGAAUGAUCCAGAGCCUCCCUGUCUCGCUUGUACCAUUGGCAAGAUUCCGACGCACGCUAUGGGUGACACCUUGA